Messenger RNA from Seminavis robusta, 1515 nucleotides. The record is from the annotation of a GenBank genome assembly. NCBI's taxonomy places the organism in Eukaryota, Bacillariophyta, Bacillariophyceae, Naviculales, Naviculaceae.
AUGGAGUCCAACAAUGAAGGUAAGGAGGAUGCUCUUCCGGUUCCUCCUGAUUUGAAAGACGCCAAGAACAGUCCAAAACGAGCGGGAAAGGAUGUUGCCAACUUUCUGUUUCAAACCGAACGAGGUCUUUCCUUCUUGGAAGAGUCCAAUCCAACAAUCAAUAGUAUUCCUUCCGUGGACGAAACAACACAGAACGAUAUAUCAUCACCUAUCAGCAGCAACAAGGAGAACCAUGGUUCCUCAACAUCUGUCAAGAGCCCCAGCAACAACAACAAAAAGAAGAGAACCCCAUGGUUGACAUUGUCUCCGUCGAGUCGUCGCAAAACCAAACAAGCUCCAGCAAUUCCCCAGGAGAGUGCACCACCACCACCACCCACCAAAAGGAAGCAGCCACGAGAAGUGAUUGAAAUCAUUACCGUCGCAGAAGGAAUUGAAGCUGUCAAAAUGGCCGAACAACGCGACUUUUCCCGUACAUUUUCCUUUGAAGUCAUGGAGGAUCUUUCGGAAGGAGACGCCACGCCCACGACCAAUAACAAUAGCAGCAAUAGUCGAUUACAAACGACAACCGAAGAAGAAGGAGUAGAAGUGGAACGAAGAAACCCAUUUGAAGAUCCAGAGCUGAUCCAAAAAUAUCAACAUACAUCAACAACAACAACACAAGAAGAAGAACACAACAACAGUGACAAACCCAAGUGGUGGAAAAAGGCACCCCAAAUUGUACUUUCUCCGUUUCGAAAAAACAACAAGAAAAAGACAGACGAAACCACACGUGGUACUCCAGCAGAAGAGGAAGACGCUCCCACCACCAACCAUUUCGUGUUGGAAAGUGCCCCGGAACCAAAACACAUCGUAGAAGAGGAGGAAGAAGAAGAAGAAGCAAAGGAAGAAAUACAACAAGAAGUCAGGGUGGAAGAAAUGUUUCCAUUUCAUCACCAAACUGACAAUGACACUACUAUACCCCAAAAGGCAAUGGUCAUGAUGAUGGAUGACAGUGAUACAGAGUAUCAUGCAACAACCACACAAACAACAGCAAACAGUCCCUCAACCACCACCACACAAAAACAAUGGAUUGCAUCCGUGGCAUUGAGCAGCAUUCUGGUUUGUUUGCUAACAUUACGAUACAUUCCAACUUUUGAUACUCUCUGUGGUCCCGUCAUGCAUGGGACGACGUUGGACCUUACAAAUCUACAUGUACAAUCCGAACAACAACAAUCCUUGUUGCAAGCACCUUGGUGGGGAGGAAACGAACAAGUUUUUUCCUUGGUCUGCGGGGUACAACGUCCACGGAUUCAACUGGAAUGGAAACCACACACCCAAAAGACAGGACGACUCGUACUGACUGAUUUAGAUGACGCAAAGAAGACAAAUGUCCUGCUGGACAAGAAGAAUCUGGUCUCGGUAGAAAUUGGUCUGAGCGGUGGGACGUCAUCAUCAUCAUCAUCAUCAUCGUCAAAACCCAUCAUUACGGCAAUCGACAAGGGCGGGAAGAGCCACGUUCUUCCCGCACCAUGGUAG